This is a messenger RNA of Apiotrichum porosum, 900 nucleotides long. RefSeq lists its product as uncharacterized. The record is from RefSeq and is a predicted model, not a curated record. Lineage: Eukaryota; Fungi; Basidiomycota; Tremellomycetes; Trichosporonales; Trichosporonaceae. Bases 1 to 900 code for a protein of 299 amino acids. The transcript is spliced from 4 exons.
AUGAGCGACAACCAUCCUCCUCCUGCUGCUGGACCUCAAGGAGUCCCGGAAUCCCCGAUGGCCACACGCAUCAAGGCCGUCCUUCACUUGGAUGAGGGUGACGACGUCAAUGCGCUACUCGCCGAGCGUGAGCAGGGACUUCAAGAGGGAGGGGAGGCCGUUACGAAAGAGGAGCAGGAUUUGGACUGUUGGGGGGAGCAACUCCAUGGAAGAGUGCCCACUAGCCAUCGCCCACCACCCAAGCUGCUCCCAACUGCCUCUACGUCCCAGCCGGACCAAACCAACUACACGUAUACUCAGACCAAUUCCUCCGUCAAUCCCGCUUCUCAAGUCACCCUCAAGGAGACUACCAUCCAACGUCUCCUCCAGCUCAUGGGGAGGGAGGCCGUUCUCGGCCAGCGCCGCAAUGAUGCCGCUGUCCGCGAAGGAAACAUCAAGUUGCCCGCUGGCAUGACGCUCGGCGAUCGGGAGUCGAAACCACCCAAGGAGGCCAAGCAGACUAAGAACAACCAGGAGAACACCUAUGCCAUGUCACCUGACGAAACCGUCGCCUCAGACCCGAUUCUGACAUUCACGUCAGAGCAGUGGACUCGCCUUACAGACGUGGCACUGCAAGCCGGAGCGUUGGACUCAAUGGACAGGACUUUGAGGAGGCGCGAGGCCAACGCCAGGUCACUGGUUGGCGCCACCGACGAACCUGAGGAGGACAGUGGCCCGAGCCAAUAUGAGCCUAUCGACUACUCUGGAGUGCUUCGGUUGGCCGUGGUCCCGACCAACGAAAUCGAGACGGCGAUCACAAAGUUGGAGAACGAUGUACAAGACCAGAGAAAUAACAUGUCUGACCGCGAGCGGCGUGUUGCUUCUCUUGAAGAAUCGUUGCGCAAGCCCGGCAAGAUGUGA